Rhagoletis zephyria (snowberry fruit fly) is the source of this 472-nucleotide messenger RNA. RefSeq names its product phospholipid scramblase 1-like. The record is from RefSeq and is a predicted model, not a curated record. Lineage: Eukaryota; Metazoa; Arthropoda; Insecta; Diptera; Tephritidae. Gene Ontology annotation, cellular component: plasma membrane. Gene Ontology annotation, biological process: plasma membrane phospholipid scrambling. Gene Ontology annotation, molecular function: phospholipid scramblase activity.
CUUAUUAAAAAUCAUAUUGGUGAUACGGUGUUGCGCAUCGAGGGACCAUUUUGUACGUUUACAAUGUGUGGUGAUGUAGAAUUCAAGGUUGUUUCAUUAACCGGGGAGACUGUGGGGAAGAUCUCAAAGCAGUGGUCUGGUUUAGCACGCGAACUAUUCACCGAUGCUGAUUUCUUUGGCAUUAAUUUUCCAAUGGAUUUGGAUGUGCGCAUGAAGGCGGUUUUAUUGGGCGCUACUUUCCUUAUUGAUGCCAUGUUCUUCGAGAAACAAGCAAAUCAAGAAACUGAUCGACCAGGCAUGUUUUAAAUCAGCUUCAGCAAAAAGAGAAGCGAACAAAUUAUUUAAUCGAAAAAUAUACUAAAAUUUAUUAAAAGCGGAGCAACGGAUACAAUCUCUUCGAAAAUUUAUUUAAAACUACAUAUAAUAAAUAUUACUUCAAAAUGGAAUUCGAAUAUAUAAGAAUAAUUUAAGU